GCAGUGUUGCACAGUGUUGCAGUUCAGUGUUGGAUAGCAACAAAUAGCAUAUACAUAUUAUAUGAUACGGUCUUGAAAGCAAGGUUACAAACCACGUGGCAAUAAACUUUAUAAGGUUAAGCAAAAAUAGAAUAUGGAUUUAGAUGAUAUGUAUAUAGGGAGCUCAAAUUUAAAUUCAUUGAGCCAUUAUUUAGCCAAAAUUUCAAAAAAGGAAGAUAAGUUAUCAGAAACAUUCUUAGAUGGUAUAAAGAUGAAUUGUAUGCGAUCGUUAAGAGAUUUUGAUUUCGGAAAAGAUAAUGAUGAUCCUUUUUAUCAACGCCUAAGUCAAAGAGAUAAGGAAAUGAUAGCAUGUGAAUUUAAAAAAGAAGAAGAUUAUAUGAGAUGGGUUAAACAAUAUGUAACUCGAAACAUUAAAAGUUAUGCAAUACGUGAAGAAAAACACCUCAGGGACCCACUAAAUGUCGGAGAAACAGUUUUAUCAACUCUAGAUGUAACAUAUCAUCCUAAUUCUCGAAUAAUGCCAACAAUCAAAGCUCAUUGUCCAAAUCUUGAGGACUUUGCAUUAGGAUUCAAAGAAAUAACAAGUCAAGAUUUUGAAAAUUGUUUUUCUAAUAUGUCUUCCCUUGAGUGGCUGUCGAUUCACUGGGUAUGUGAAAAAACUCUACCAAUGACUUUAGCCAAGUCGAUAGAACAAAUUGGUGGAUGGUUGAAACAUUUUGUUUUGGCAUGUGCGUUAGAAUUCGAUAUUUUCUUACCAGAUUUAAUGGCUCCGGUAUUUCCUCGACUAAUCGCUUUGGAAACUUUAUAUAUAUGGAAAUAUGCACUAAGUCAACUAUUACUCCAGUCGAUAGGUGAAAUGAAAAAUUUGAGUGAUCUCCAAUUAGUGUCUCGUUGGCCAAAAAAUCAUCCAAUGAGUGAUACAAAAAUCGAUAUGUAUCCAAUUGGAAAUUUGGAAAAUCUCGAGAGUUUACUUAUUGAUUGUGAUUAUGGCAUCACAGAUGAAUUUUUGAUUAAUCUUUGUAAUAAUGCUAAAAAAUUAAUCACUUUAUAUAUAUUUGGAAAAAAUAUAACGGAUACUGGUAUGGCUGCUAUUAAUAAUUUAAAAAAACUAGAAGAUUUUGAUCUUGGUUUAACUUAUAGUUCUUACAUUCAGCGAUCAGUAACAAAUGAAUUUAUCACUGAUGAAUCAAUUCAAUGUUUACGUAAUCAAGAAUUAAAAAAGUUAAAUAUAUCAAAUUGCAUUAAUGUUACUGGUAAAUCAGUACUUGAACUUGUUAAAAAUUUACCAAAAUUAAAAGAAUACUCUAUUAAAAAUACAAAGAUAACUCCUGAAGAUCUUAGAGAAAUAUAUAGAGCAGAAAGAAAACGUGAUGAACCAAUAGAAGUACAUGAUGAUUGAUUAU
Molecule: messenger RNA, 1403 nt
Organism: Aphidius gifuensis
Lineage: Eukaryota; Metazoa; Arthropoda; Insecta; Hymenoptera; Braconidae
Exons: 4
Coding region: 134-1399 (421 amino acids)
Biological process (GO): SCF-dependent proteasomal ubiquitin-dependent protein catabolic process
Cellular component (GO): SCF ubiquitin ligase complex
Source: RefSeq, a predicted model, not a curated record